This is a messenger RNA of Didymodactylos carnosus, 372 nucleotides long. The record is from the annotation of a GenBank genome assembly. Lineage: Eukaryota; Metazoa; Rotifera; Eurotatoria; Philodinida; Philodinidae.
AUGGCACAAAUCACACGUCGAUUGAACAAUAACAGUGAGAUCAGUCAAAGAAAUUUCGGCGUUCAUUAUAAUAUUGCUCAUACGACGAUUGAGCGUAAUUUAAUGCAACGAACAAGUAUUCGACCCAGAAAACGAAUCAAAGCACCAAAAUAUGUGAAAGAUCAAGAGAAACGCGCACAAAAGAAUUGCGGUGUUUUGUACCGUCAGAUUCCGAAGGAUUGUUUUAUCGUGAUGGAUGACGAAAAGUAUUUUGGUUUAAGUGGGGCUGAUAUUCCUGGAAAUGCAUUUUUCUAUACGAACGAUGCCUCCACUACACCACCGAACGUUAAAUACAAGCAGUAUCAAAAGUUUGAACCGAAACUGUUGGUAUAG